Ceraceosorus guamensis is the source of this 1503-nucleotide messenger RNA. RefSeq names its product PLP-dependent transferase. The annotation marks the transcript as partial. NCBI's taxonomy places the organism in Eukaryota, Fungi, Basidiomycota, Exobasidiomycetes, Ceraceosorales, Ceraceosoraceae. The transcript is spliced from 6 exons. Gene Ontology annotation, molecular function: pyridoxal phosphate binding; carbon-carbon lyase activity. Gene Ontology annotation, biological process: carboxylic acid metabolic process. The record is from RefSeq and is a predicted model, not a curated record.
GAGUAUGACCAGGCGUUGCAAAGGGUCUUGGCUUUGGCAGAAGGCAGAUCAAACAGCAUCCAUACGGAAGCGGCGGUCGCGAGUCCCGAGGCGCUCGAAGCUGCUAUCCAGACGCUGCCGAACGAGCUGCCAGAGCUCGGCUUUGGAUUGAAGACAGCGACGGACGUGUUGCUCCACACUGUCGUUCCUGCCCUCAAUCCAGGUCAUAAUGGCGGCAGAUACUUUGGCUUCGUUACGGGCGGCACACUGCCCUCUGCGACUGUCGCAGACUUGGUUGUGCCCCUGUUCGAUCAGAAUGUACAGGUACAUCUGCCUAAUGAAAGCAUUUCCACCGUGGUCGAAGCGCACGCAGUGGCCCUCUCUCAAGACCUCAUUGGCUUGUCAAGAGAACGUUGGGAGGGUACCCUGACUACCGGAGCUACUAGCAGCAACGUUAUUUCACUUUGCUGCGCACGAGAGGCGGUGAUCCGACGUAUCAUGUCUCGUAGCAAAGCGGGCAAUGCAUCCGGCCCGACUGUGACUCAAGAGUGGUCUCUCGCCGAACACGGCAUCGGUCCAGAUACUCCUGCAGUCAACAUCUUUACAGCCUUGCCGCACAACAGCAUCGCCAAGGCUGCUGCUAUCACCGGCAUCGGUCGCCAACGAAUCGCGCAAAAGGAAGCAGCCUGCCUCGAGGUCGAUUUGGAGAGACUUGAGGAUGCUCUGCGGAAAGCACAGCGCGCAGAGCAGGGCGCGGUCGUUGUCAUCGGCAUGGGCGAGGUCAACACGGGAGCUCUAUGUGGCCAAUUGCGUGAGAUUCGAAUUCUUUGUGACGAGUAUCACGCUUGGCUUCACGUCGAUGCAGCUUUUGCCGCAUUUGCGUGCCUCGUGCCAGGAUUCGAGUGGGUCUCGAGUGAUCUGGACUUGGCUGACAGCAUCACGAGCGACGCUCACAAGCAGCUCAAUGUACCUUACGACUGCGGUUUGUUCUAUAUCCGACGCAAGACAGCCGCUGGAGCAGUCUCAGAUUCGCGCACGCUGAGCGGAGCGGAACGGCGUCGGCAAUACGCCAUGUCACAGCCCUCGCCGCUCUUUCGCAACAUCGAGAAUUCAAGAAGGUUCAGAGCUUUGCCGCUGUACACCGCCCUCUUGUCGCAGGGCCGCAGCGGCUACGUUGCCCUAGUGAAGCGCAACGUCAAGUUCGCCAAGCGCCUUCGCCGAUGGCUCAGGUUUCACCAAGCAUUCGAGGUGCUCACUCCUGCGCCCGAUGAUAAGUUGGCACCAGAAGAUGCUAGCCGAGCUAGUCGUGUGCCCUGGGCGCUCGACGAGUGGGGCUACAACAUUGUCCUCUUUCGCGCUUCCCAAGCUUGUCCGAAUGCGAGACUUGCGGGAGCAGAAGGUGCAGGAAGGCUGGUAGAGGCAAUCAAGAAAACUGGUCAAAUGUACGUCAGCGGCACCUCGUGGAACGGCAAAGGCGCGGUGAGAAUUGCUGUCAGCUCAUGGCUGACAGGGCUCGAUAAAGAU